UUUCAUUGACGUGAUUUGGACUUGCAUAAACUUUACAACCGUCUCCACUUGUCCAAGAACGAGCUCCAGCUGGGAGGAAGCUGCGGACAAAAAGAAUUGUCGUGCUCUUGGUUGUGAUUCUACGAUGGAAUAUCAUUGCUUGCCAACAGAGAACUUUACAAUCCUAGUGGAAGUCUGUACAAAAACCAAAUUUCUCCAAGGUGUGUGCCCAUAUUACGAUUCGGUUGGAAAAUCUAUACAAAUGAGUGCCAAAUCAUGCCAAUCAGCGAAGAUUCCAUGCCCGGCAAGAUAUCCAUCAAAUACAACGUAUAUUUACACAAGCUGUUAUCCUUCAAUUUUCGUCACAGGAGGAGCAGAGAAAAGGACAGUGAGUGGAAUGCAUUUCUGGAAAACAAUCCUUCUGAUGAUACCAAUCUAUUUAUUAUAUAUUACUGGUUAUCAUGAUAUAUGAAUAUGAGGGUUGUCCCAAUAAGUCGUGGUCAAUAUAACUUUUUGACAUGCAACCAAUACUAAUAAAAUUUUGCAUAGACAUCAUUUAUUCAAUGUUCUUUUAAAUUAUGAAUUCUUAAAUAUAUAUCGUUCAUAUUAUUAAUAUUGGCGGGUUAUAUGAAGGCCGAUAUGGUCUGUCGGCGCACGAACAAAAUUCGGAAUAACUUACGCAUGUAACUAUUACAUUUGCUUUUAUUUUUUUUUGGGGGGGGUACUAUGUCAAACAUUGAGCUCAAAUUUAAAUCAGUGAAACUAGAAUCAAAAUCUCAACAUUUCAAAUUUUCAUAUAAAUAGCAUUAGAAUCGAUCGAUUA
Saccostrea cuccullata (small rock oyster) is the source of this 802-nucleotide messenger RNA. RefSeq lists its product as uncharacterized. The coding region runs from base 125 to 451 and encodes 108 amino acids. The record is from RefSeq and is a predicted model, not a curated record. The transcript has 5 exons. Lineage: Eukaryota; Metazoa; Mollusca; Bivalvia; Ostreida; Ostreidae.